Hevea brasiliensis (rubber tree) is the source of this 1942-nucleotide messenger RNA. RefSeq lists its product as uncharacterized. The coding region runs from base 705 to 1673 and encodes 322 amino acids. The record is from RefSeq and is a predicted model, not a curated record. Gene Ontology annotation, molecular function: DNA-binding transcription factor activity. The transcript is spliced from 2 exons. NCBI's taxonomy places the organism in Eukaryota, Viridiplantae, Streptophyta, Magnoliopsida, Malpighiales, Euphorbiaceae.
UGCCCUAUUAACCUUUUUUUCUUGGUGGGUUUCGGUAUUUAUUUUGGCCUAUGAAUGUUUGCAUCUUAGGUAUAAAUGGCACCUGGUUCAAAAUUGGGAUGGCUUGUUCCAAAGUUGAUAAAAGAGAUGUUAAUUGGAGGUAAUGGCUGCCACAUGGAGUGGAAACAAAGCAUUGGGUUCUCUAGUUGGGGCGUGACAACGAGGCUUCAGGGCAUGCGGGGAAUGGAUGAAAAGUGACAAAUUGCUUGGAAUUGGCGGUGGGAAAUGGAGGACCAGUGGCUGUUAGCCCAUAACUAUUUAUAGAAAAGCAGAGGAAUGCAGCAGAAGAGCCAAGCCAUUUGCAUGCAGAUGGAGAGAGAAAAUGCCGAAAAAUAUUAACGCAGCCACUCAGACCAAGUGGGGGACUGGUUUUAGCCUUUAAGUCAUCCAAUCCUUCCACAUUGGCCAUUGGAGAUCACGAAGCUGAUCGUCCCAAGCGCAGCUACUCUGACAAUCUGACUUCCCUUAUUCACUUCUCACUCUCUCUCCAAAAUUAAUUUGGCAUAUUCAUGUUGGUCUUUUCAAAUUUGAGAAGCACUGCACCUCUCCUUAUUGAAUGCUCCAUGUUGGAGAGCGUAACACCAGCACACUUGUUCCAUGGAGAAGAACUGCACCAAUUGGGGACGUGCUUAAUCCACAAAUAAAUCACAUUGAUUAAGCUCUUUAUGACACGAAACUUCAACAUGUAUCAAAGAAACACAAAGUUAAACUCAUGUAAGCGAAACCCAUUUGCCCACGAAACUGAUCAUUGUCAGACAAAGAAAGAGAGAGAGAGAGAGAGAGAUUCCAUUUUCCAAUCUAGGCAUUUCUCUCCUCCAAUAACUCUCUUUCCCCUUAGGAUGCAAAGUAUCCCCACUUCUCUCUCUCUCUGUUAUCUCCUCUGUUCCCAAGCCCAUACAGCACCUUGCGUCAACUGUCAAGCACUCUAUAUAAUAAUUGCACGUAGAAGCUCUUCCCAAUUUUCAGUUCUUGUGAACAUUGCUUCUGAACUCUCUUUUCUACUCUUCUUUUAUCAGAUCAAACGCCAAAGAUCAAACUCAGCUUAUUGUGGCAUGGAAAUUGAACUAAAGGUGUCUCAAAACAACGUAGAAGAAGACGGCAACAGAGCAAGAGUGUUUCCUUGUUUAUUCUGUUCAAGAAAGUUUUACAGUUCUCAAGCCUUAGGAGGCCACCAGAAUGCUCACAAGAAGGAAAGAAACGCAGCAAGAAAGGCAAAAAAAGCAUCUGAAUAUGAUCCACCAGCACCACCACCGUCACUGCCAAUGGUUUUUGCUCCAAGUCAUCAUCAUUUAGGCCUGUUACAUCCUUCAAUGUACAUAACUGCCCAUGCAGCCACCCUGCAGUGUUAUCCUACCCACCAGUUGUCUGAUAGUUUUGGAUCCAAUGGUGCACCCAGGUUCGACAAUGGACCGUUUUAUGGUGGGAAUAAUUGUUCAAGCCAUAGCAGCAGGCAUCAUCAAUGUGAAGAAGAAGAUCAAAGUUUCUUGAAUUGGCAAAGAAGCACAAGAUUCAAUAGCUUCAAUGGAGGUGCUGGGUCCAGCCAACACCCAGCAUUAAUGGUGAAUAACGCUCGUCACAACGUGGGUAGCAGUGGUAAUAAAGAUCAAAAUCUUGAUUUGUCUCUUCAUUUAUGAAGAAGAAUGGUGGUAAGAAAAUGCCCAUUUUUGUUUUCAACUUAGGAUUCAGGUUGCUUCUUCUUCUUCUUCUUCUUAUUUUCUCUCUCUUUUUGCAUGCCCUCGUAAUAAAAUCUUAUUAGUUAUUAAAUUUUGACAAAUGGCCAGAAGAAAAUGCCAUUCUUGGUUGGCUAAUUAUCUCUUUAGAUGUAAGGAUGUUGUUCCUUUGUGAAUGAAAACUUCAGUCCAUUCUCUUAUUAUAAUUUAUGUUCUAUACAAUUCUCCCCGAA